This is a messenger RNA of Malassezia globosa CBS 7966, 2865 nucleotides long. RefSeq lists its product as uncharacterized. Gene Ontology annotation, biological process: intracellular protein transport; COPII-coated vesicle cargo loading; endoplasmic reticulum to Golgi vesicle-mediated transport. Lineage: Eukaryota; Fungi; Basidiomycota; Malasseziomycetes; Malasseziales; Malasseziaceae. Gene Ontology annotation, cellular component: endoplasmic reticulum exit site; COPII vesicle coat. The record is from RefSeq and is a predicted model, not a curated record. Bases 1 to 2865 code for a protein of 954 amino acids. Gene Ontology annotation, molecular function: zinc ion binding; SNARE binding. The transcript has a single exon.
AUGCCUUCCCAACCUGUACAUGCUGCUGCCCCAGCUCCCAACGUUUCAGCAGCUGUCAGUCCCAAAGCUGCAGCUCCAGCUGCAGCUCCAGCACCCUCACACCGUGCGCAUCCGGCUGCUCGUCGUCGUGCUUAUCCGACAGCGCACAUUGCCGCGCACAGUAUGAGCUAUGCUAGCACGCCGGACUUGGCUGCUGCCGCCGCUUCCGAUGCUGGCCAAGACAGUGGUGUGUUUACGCCUGCUGCCGUUGGCCAUUCACCCACACGCAGUGUGUCGUCUAGUAUGCAAACGCCUUCACGCACGAUGCCGAUGCGGUCCGUGACACAGCCUUCGUUGAGCAACAUAGCGAAUGCUGCUCCCGCAGCCAGUACACAGCAGCCAGGCAUGGCAGGCGCUGUCGACACGGGAUCAUCGAUUAUCACACCUGGUUUGCAAGGGGUGCCUGGUGUCCCUGGCGUUCCUGGUGUUCCGGGCGUUGUUCCGACGACCGGUGCCCCUGAUAUUGUGCAGCCAAUGCAAAAUAUGAGCUUGGGACCUGGUAAUGCACGUGUCGGGAACCAAUUGCUGAAUGCUGUUGUUGGUGCGCAGCCGCCGAUUAUGACAGAUCUGGAGGGGCCACCGCCACCUAUUAUGCUUCCUCCUAAUGCAACUGUGACACCGUCUGUUCGUGCUAAUGCAGACCCAUCGUAUCAGCGCUGCACGCUAAAUGCCAUCCCCACGACCAACUCGCUGCUGUCUAAAUCAAAACUGCCAUUCGCCGUUGUCUUGUCGCCCAUGCGCACAGUGAGGCCAGAAGAAGGCGACGAGCCUGUGCCUGUGGUGACAGACUCUGUCAUUGCUCGUUGUCGUCGUUGCCGGACGUACAUCAAUCCGUUUGUCACAUUUGUCGAUGGUGGCCAGCGCUGGAAGUGCUGCAUGUGCUACAUCACGAACGAAGUGCCCCAGCUUUUUGACUGGGACCAAGAAACGAACCAACCAGCCGAUCGCUGGCAGCGCCCUGAACUUAAUUCAGGUGUCGUUGAGUUUAUCGCCCCACGCGAGUACAUGGUUCGUCCGCCGCAGCCCCCGGUGUACGUGUUCUUGGUGGACGUCACGUAUGCAGCGGUAGCGAGCGGCAUGGUCAGCACAAUGGCCAGUACGAUUCUUGCCUCACUCGAUGCCAUUCCCAACAAGGACAACCGCACCAAGAUCGCACUCAUUGGCUUUGACUCACAGCUCCACUUCUUCCGCCUUAUGCCCGGCAGCACCGAGCCCUCGCUCUUGGUCGUGAGUGAUCUGGAUGACGUCUUUCUCCCUCAACCGAGCGAUCUCCUUGUCAACCUGUCGGAGAGCCGUGACUGUGUCGAGACGCUCCUCCGUAACUUCGGCAACAUGCAAUCCAACGCUGCUGUGACGCCAUCUGCACUGGGCGCGGCUCUCCGUGCUGCACACAGGCUUGUAUCAGCAACAGGCGGCAAGCUCGAAGUAUUCACAUCGUCACUUGCGACAACAGGGCCUGGUGCGCUCAAAAUGCGCGACGACAAGAAGCUGUAUGGAGGGCCACGCGAGAGCUCUCUGCUUAGUGCACAGUCGUCCUUUUACAAGUCUCUUUCAAUUGAGUGCUCACGCAACCAGGUAUCCGUCGACAUGUGGCUCUUUGGUCCCAGUUACGUCGAUGUCGCGACGCUGUCAUGUCUACCGCGCUACACUGGUGGACAGACUUUCUUCUACCCUAUCAUGGAUCCGAAGCACCCUGAGGUGUCGCAUAAGUUUGCGCAUGAGCUGAGCUCUGUGCUCACGAGCCCCAUGAGUUUCGAAGCGGUUCUGCGCAUGCGAGCGACGCGUGGCAUUCGGCCCACGUCGUUCCAUGGCAACUUUUUCGUUCGCUCGUCGGACCUGCUUGCACUGCCUAGUGUGCCGACCGAUCAGAGCUACAUGAUUGAAUGUGAGAUUGACGAGCCUCUGCACACGACAGUUGCUGUUCUCCAGAGCGUCGUGCUUCACAGUACUGCCACUGGUGAGCGUCGGAUUCGUGUGAUCACGACGGCUGUUCCAACGACCACCAAUCUGUCUGAGGUGUAUGCAAGUGCCGACCAGUUGGCCAUUGCGGCGUUCAUGGCGAACAAGGCGGUAGAAAAGAGCCUGCAUGCUCGUUUGGACGAUGCACGUGCGAUGAUCCGCACCCGAAUUGCCGAUAUCUUUACCGCUUACCGUACAACCAUGACAAAUACACGAGGUGGUAAUGCAGCACACCUGACGAUCGCCAGCAACCUGUCUCUGCUACCUCUUCUUGCUCUGGGCCUGUUGCGCAACCGCAGCAUUAGGAUCGGCACACAGAUCCCCAGUGAUGUGCGAGCAUAUCACCAGACGCUUCUCACGACGCUGCCGGUGCAACGGCUCAUUCCAUUCCUACUUCCCGUCUUUUAUUCGUUGCACAAUAUGCCCCCUGAUGCCGGCACAAUCGACAUGUCGACCCAAUGCUUGAUCAUGCCGCCCCGCCUCAACUUGACAAGUGAGCGCUUCGAGCGGCAUGGUCUGUACCUCAUCGAAGAUGGCAUGUCCGUCUUCUUAUGGCUCGGCCGUGCAGCUGUGCCUGCACUCACGAUGGAUGUGUUUGGUGCGCCUGACUACGCGUCACUGCAGUCGGGACCUAUCGUCCUUCCUGAACUUGAGAACAGCAUGUCUCAGCGUCUGCGUGCGAUCCUUGACCGCAUCGUUACGUUACGCCGUGGUCCUUACCUGUCCUUGCUCUACCUUGUGAAGGAGGACGGCGACCCAGGCAUGCGUCUGCUUGCCCUCAGUCGACUCGUUGAAGAUCGCUACGAACAGACUAGCGGCUACUUGCAAUUCCUCGGCCAGAUCCGCGACAAGGUGAAUGGUUCCUAA